Molecule: messenger RNA, 600 nt
Organism: Cylindrotheca closterium
Lineage: Eukaryota; Bacillariophyta; Bacillariophyceae; Bacillariales; Bacillariaceae
Source: the annotation of a GenBank genome assembly
AUGAUCUCUUUGCAAGACACCCUCAAGUUGAACAACUAUGCAGUGGCAUUGUACCAAUCGGGUGAUAUCACUCAAGCUUCCAAAGCCUUUUCACCAAAAUCUCACAGCACGACCUCCACACCAACUGUCGAUCCAUUUGUAUAUCAAAGUCUAUUGAUCUUGAGAGAAUCUCAAGCAGCAUCAUCCUCUUUGCCCCAUGAUGAAAUGCAACUGAUGACGCUAUACUGCGCAUGCAUUCUAUUCAACACGGCCAUUCUUCAUCACCAAGAAUCAAUCAAGACUGGCAGUUCGGCGUGCCUAGACCGAGCUGCACAGCUAUACGAAGCAAGUAUUCGUCUAGUUGGCAAGUUUCCUACUACAGUGGCAAGUUUCAACAACAAUACCAUUUCGUUGCUUGCCCUGGCUGCCAGUAAUAACUUGGCUCAAAUUGAAUUCCAAAAAGGGCUCCUGGAUCAGGCAUCUACAAGACUGCAAGUUUUAAAGCAUCUGAUUCAAUCCUUGCAACACGUCGUCCUACACAUUUUCACAGUGGACGAAUUUGACGGCAUGCUAUCGAAUAGCCUAUCAGCAGAAGGGGUCAUUGCGUCAUCAGCUGCCUAG